Drosophila rhopaloa is the source of this 1537-nucleotide messenger RNA. RefSeq lists its product as uncharacterized. NCBI's taxonomy places the organism in Eukaryota, Metazoa, Arthropoda, Insecta, Diptera, Drosophilidae. The record is from RefSeq and is a predicted model, not a curated record.
ACUACGAUUGCACUCAGAAUAGAUUGUGCAAAAGCAAUCGAAAUGACUGACAAAUUAGACACGGCACAAUUCAACGACGACGAACUGGAGGCCCCGGCUUGGCUGAAUCCCAAGUUUAUAGGAGAGAUUCUGAGCAAGUACGAAGACGCCCCGGAAUUGAAAGUGAUUGAUCUCAAAAUCACACCCGCGAGCUUGCAGGGAGAUCACUAUGCCAGUGUUAUGUUCCGCACCAAAGUGGAUUACACAACCGCACAGGGAAAGUUCUUCAAACCGCUGAUCAUCAAGACGAUGCCGGAGCAGGAAGGACACAAGAAGGACAUGCUCAGCGAAUCGCAUCUGUUCGAAACCGAGAUCGGGAUGUACUGCCAGGUACUUCCCGAAUUCGAGCGAAUUCUUCGAGAGGCAGGAGAUAACACUAAGUUAUUUGUGCCCUGCAUCUACCACAGCUUGGAGCCGAAUAUGGUGAUGAUAUUCGAGGAUCUGGUGCCCCUGGGAUACUCCGUUAUUCGGGAUCGUCCUGUUGCACAGGAGGAACUCAAAACCGCCUUCUCAAAACUGGCCAAAUGGCACGCCGUUAGCAUGAAAGUUAUUAAGGAGCGACCCGCCUUUCUCAAGGAUUUCAAAUAUGGUUUAUUCGAUAUGCCUACUAUCCAGAAUGAUCCUUUUAUAACUACUGGCAUGGGUAGCUUCAUAGAAAUGCUGGACAAAUUACCCGAGCUGAAAAAGUAUAAGCCUCAUUUUGAAAAAAUUAAAGAUACAUUUUUGAACCGACUGCAAGUUGAGAUGCAAGAAUACCAGAACAAUCGGCGAAAUGAUGCGUACUAUGUCCUGUGUCACGGCGACUUUCAUCUGCGCAAUAUGAUGUUUAAGAACAAUUCGGAGACAGGAGCCCACGAGGAUGUCAUGCUGGUUGAUUUUCAGAUCAGCAACCUCUGCCCUAUUACCGUCGACCUAACAUAUUCCAUCUAUAUGUGAUGGAAUCAGAAGUUGAUGGAAUCAGAAGAGCGACGGGAAAUGGGAAAGGAAUUGAUCAACUACUAUUUCACAGUUUUGGUAGCGACCCUUAAGAGCAUUCAAUACGACGGUGAAAUGCCAACCCAAUCUAAACUCUGGGAGCAGAUUCAUCGAAACAAGUAUUAUGAUUUCUUUUUGAUCAGCACUUUUCUCCCACUGAUUCUGGCCAUCAAAUCAAAUAGUUUUAAAAUGCACGAUUUGAUUCAGAACCCGGAAACUCGCCAAAAGACCUAUUUUUUGGAUACAUACGUAAAGGAUGUUACCAAAAUAUUGCCCAAAUUCGAAAAACUGGGCUACUUCAAGGGUCUUUAAUUUUUAAAUUGAUUCAUAAUACCAAAAGUUGUAAUAAUAAAAUAAGCCAACCUGUUAUUUGUUGAACUAACAUCUGCAAUAAAGAAAAACUAAAAGAACAAUACAAUUUCUUUUAGAAAAUAAAAUGAGUAAGUAAAAAAGUAUAAACAUUGAUCAUUUAAUAGUAGAGUGUUUCUAAAAGCUGUUAUUAAAUAACUCUAUUUGCUUUAUA